CUCAAGUAGUUGCCAUCCGCAACCUUGGUGCAUAAGUCUCUGAUCAAGCAAGCCUGCUAAAACACAAACAAAAUCAGCCUCCUCAUUAACUCCCGAAGCUAAUUAAGAGUUUCCAAUGGCGGGCCUCUCUCUUGCCCAUCCAUUGGCCUUUGCCUUUGGCAUCCUUGGCAACAUCAUCUCCUUCAUGACAUACCUGGCCCCACUGCCGACGUUCUACCGGAUCUACAAGAGCAAGUCGACUGAAGGUUUCCAGUCGGUGCCGUACGUGGUGGCGCUGUUCAGCGCGAUGCUGUGGAUCUACUACGCUCUGCUCAAGUCCAACGAGAUCCUGCUCAUCACCGUCAACACCGCCGGCUGCGUCAUCGAAACCCUCUACAUCGUCGUCUACCUCGCUUACGCGCCCAAGAAGGCCAAGCUGUUCACGGUCAUGAUCCUGCUGCUCCUGAACGUCGGUGUGUUCGGGCUCAUCCUCCUCCUCACGAUGCUGCUCUCCGCCAGCCACAGCCGCGUCGUCCUCGUCGGCUGGGUCUGCGUCGGCUUCGCCGUCAGCGUCUUCGUCGCCCCGCUCAGCAUCAUUAGUAAGGUGGUGCGCACGAGGAGCGUGGAGUUCAUGCCCUUCUCGCUCUCCCUCUCCCUCACCGUCAGCGCCGUCGUCUGGUUCCUCUACGGCCUGCUCAUCAAGGACAAAUACGUCGCCCUGCCUAAUGUCAUCGGCUUCACCUUCGGUGUCAUCCAGAUGGGCCUGUACGCUCUCUAUUGCAACGCAACGCCAAGGUUGCCAGGCAAGGUUGUUGAGGCCGAGGAAGCGGUGGACGAUACCUUCAAGGUGCCCGAGCACGUCGUGACCAUCCCCAAGCUUGGGGCGCCGGCCGUGGAGAUGAAGACCUGCGAGGUGCACACCGUGGAGUCGCCGCCGCCGAUAGAGGCGGCAGCGAAGCAGGAGGACGACGAGCCGUCGUCGGCGGAGGAGCUGGAGAAGGCGGGGAACAAGGGAAGCAACAACACCGAGCAAGUGUAGAUGCCACAUGCGUAGUCUGGGUCAUAAUUGAAGGCUACGCCAGGUGGCCAACCCCAUUUACGGAAUUACGCAUGCACACACAUAGAUGUCUGUGGAAGUGAGCAAGACGAGAGGGAAGAAGGGGGACCAAGUCCGGGUGGACCCGCUGCUUUUGUUAUUUUAUUAUUAGUCCUUAGUCUGUUCUUGAAAUAGCUCUAUUUUUUUCUUAUUAGUAUGUCCAGCACCUUCCUUGGCAUGGCCUUUUAUUUUAUUAUUAUUCAAUAUUUUUGUGUAAGCAGUUAACCAGUUUCUACCCGGAUUUCCACUAUGUUUCACA
Panicum hallii is the source of this 1334-nucleotide messenger RNA. RefSeq names its product bidirectional sugar transporter SWEET14-like. Gene Ontology annotation, cellular component: membrane. Lineage: Eukaryota; Viridiplantae; Streptophyta; Magnoliopsida; Poales; Poaceae. Gene Ontology annotation, biological process: carbohydrate transport. Bases 116 to 1018 code for a protein of 300 amino acids. The transcript is spliced from 6 exons. The record is from RefSeq and is a predicted model, not a curated record. Gene Ontology annotation, molecular function: sugar transmembrane transporter activity.